Molecule: messenger RNA, 6814 nt
Organism: Pocillopora verrucosa
Lineage: Eukaryota; Metazoa; Cnidaria; Anthozoa; Scleractinia; Pocilloporidae
Product: brefeldin A-inhibited guanine nucleotide-exchange protein 1
Biological process (GO): regulation of ARF protein signal transduction
Molecular function (GO): guanyl-nucleotide exchange factor activity
Source: RefSeq, a predicted model, not a curated record
GCAAAAUGGCGGCUGAGAUGACUUGAUACCAACUUGUUUUGUUUGUUUCCAAAAAGCUAUGGUCGUUUCUUCAUUGUAAGAAAUACAAAGAAACAGGAUAUCGCCUCCGAGGGUAGUUCUAAAACCACACCAUGUACGAGAACGCUAAGACUCAAAAUAUGUUCCUGACACGGGCUCUGGAGAAGAUACUAAACGACAAGGAGACGAAAAAAUCCUAUCACCAGCAGCUUAAAAAAGCGUGCGAGGUUGCGUUAGAAGAGAUUCACAAAUCUCAAGGAGCUGUUAUUGCUGAUGAAAGUGAUGGGAGUCCAUCAUCAGCUCUACCUCCUCCUAAAGGAAAGCAGCCUUUCAUUGAAGCAGACAAAUAUUUCCUUCCGUUUGAACUUGCCUGUAAAUCAAAGUGUCCUCGCAUUAUUGUUGCAUCUCUUGACUGUCUACAGAAACUCAUUGCCUAUGGACAUCUUGCUGGUGAUAUCCCAGACAGUACUGAUCCUAACAAAAAGCUUUUGGACCGUAUAGUGGAGACAAUCUGUGGCUGUUUUGUUGGAGUUCAAACUGAUGAAGGAGUCCAGCUUCAGAUAAUCAAGGCUUUACUUACUGCUGUCACCUCCAACUCUUGUGAGGUUCACGAGGGCACCCUCCUUCUGGCUGUGAGAACUUGUUACAAUAUUUACUUGGCCAGCCGCAAUCUUACGAACCAAAGAACAGCUCAGGCCACCCUUAGUCAGAUGAUAAGUGUAAUCUUUCAAAGGAUGGAGGCACAAGCGGCUGCUGAAGAAGAAUUGAAAAAUUCUCAGCCUGAAGAAGAGGGUGUUCAAACAGCUUCAACACCUACACCAACUGAAACAACAGAUGAAAAAGAACUUGAUAGACCCUCCACUGAGGCAUCAAACUCACAUGAGCAUGAAACAGACUCUGUGGUGGAAGGUCAGGAACCAAAGAGUGCACACAGUGACAUUAGUAGGAUAGAGGGAGGGGUGGAUAGACCUGACAUUGAUGUGGAUGAAGGUGUUGAUCUGCAGGCUGAUGAUCAACUUGAUGACAGUACUAAAGAAUCUUCACCAAAGGGAAAAGAAGAGACAGAAGCAUCCUCUAAUCCUGAGGGGGGAGAUGACAGUAUAGUUGAGUCCACUGAGCAGCCAGGGGAGAGUAAAGAAGGAACAACGUUUGAAAUGUGUGCUGGAAAUGUCCCUCUGAACGGUAUAGAUGACCACACAGCAGAAGAAAAGCAGGAUGAAAAAAGUGCUGAUAAUGCACCUGGUGAUGGAGAUGGAGAUGGAGAUUCUGUUAAGGUUGAGGAACCAAGUCAGAUUGAGUCAGAAAAUCCAUCAGAUCAGAGCAUUCUAUCAAAUGGAGAAAUCAGUGAAAGCAGUCCAGAAAAAACAAAUCCAAAUGGAAUUUCACAUGAUGACCUUAAUCCACCUCCAACACCAACUGAAACAUCAUCAACCAUGUCGGAUGAGCUGGGUGACACCCACAGUGAGUCAGGAACUGAGGCAGAAGGAAGUGCAUCAUCAACAUCUCUUAACAGUCAAGCUGGUGGCCCUGUCAAGUUCUCCCAUGUCUCUCAGAAAGAUGCGUUUCUGGUGUUCAGGUCACUGUGUAAGCUUUCAAUGAAACCGUUGUCAGAUGCACCUUUAGAUCCUAAGUCUCAUGAGCUGCGAUCCAAGAUUCUGUCCCUAGAGUUGAUGUUGUCUUGUCUUCAGAAUGCAGGCCCCGUGUUCUGUUCUCAUGAGAUGUUUGUAACAGCCAUCAAACAGUACCUUUGUGUAGCUUUGUCCAAAAAUGGUGUUUCUUCUGUUCCUGCUGUAUUUGAACUUUCACUUGCCAUCUUCUUAACUUUGCUGUCAUCAUUCAAGACACAUCUCAAGAUGCAAAUAGAGGUGUUCUUUAAAGAGAUCUUUCUGAAUAUCUUGGAGACAUCAACAAGUUCAUUUCAACACAAAUGGAUGGUGAUGCAGGCUUUGACACGAAUAUGUUCAGAUGCUCAGUGUGUUGUUGAUAUUUACCUGAACUAUGACUGUGACCUUUCAUUGUCAAACAUCUUUGAACGACUUACAAGUGACUUAGCCAAGAUUGCUCAAGGAAGACAGGCUAUAGCGUUAGCUGCUACUCCAGUGCAAGAGAAAAGUAUACGCCUGAAAGGUCUUGAAUGUUUGGUGUCCAUACUGAAGUGUAUGGUGGAGUGGAGUAGAGAACUUUAUCUCAACCCUCAUUCUCAUGUAGCUAACUCCUCAGAUACACCAACCCCAGGGGUGAAGAGAAAAGUUAGCAUGACCGAAGCUGACUCUGAGGAGGCUGGAGGAGAUCGCAGCAGUUUAACAGAAGAUCGCAUCAGCCUUGGUUCAGAGCUCAAAUCAUUUGGUGGAAGUCAGGGUUCUCUGAACUCCACAUCAACAACUUCAACUGUAGCACCAGACAAUCCUGAACAGUUCGAGUCUCUGAAACAAAUGAAAGGGCUGAUGGAGCAAGGAAUUGAAAAAUUUAAUAAGAAUCCCAAAAAAGGAGUAAAAUAUCUCCAAGAAAAUGGUCUCCUUGGAGGUACACCAGAGGAGGUUGCUGAGUUUUUACACACUGAUGAAAGAUUAGACAAAACACAAGUAGGAGAACUCAUUGGAGACAAUGAUCUUUUUAGCAGAGAAGUGAUGUACAGUUACAUUGACAAGUUAGAUUUUACAGACCUGGACUUUGUAUCAGCGCUACGCUUGUUUCUUAAUAAUUUCCGACUUCCAGGAGAAGCUCAGAAAAUUGAUCGUCUCAUGGAGAAGUUUGCCAGUAGAUAUCUAGAAACAAACCCAACAAACACAGUAUUUGCAAGUGCAGAUGCAGCCUAUGUUUUGGCAUACUCCAUCAUAAUGUUAACAACAGAUCUUCAUAAUUCCCAGGUUAAAAGGAAAAUAACUAAAGAACAGUACAUCACAAUGAACAAAGGAAUCAAUGAUAGCAAGGACUUACCACAAGAGUAUCUGGAGUCAAUUUUUGAUGAGAUAUCUCAGAAUGAAAUAAAAAUGAGAAAUGCACCCAAGACUGUCAAUAAAUAUAGCACCAUCUAUCUUCAAAACGAAAAGCAAAGACGACUUUUGUACUAUCAAGAAAUGGAACAAAUGGCUCAAACAGCCAAGAUUCUGAUUGAAGGAGUCAGUCAAAUUCAAACAACAUUCACAUCUGCAACUCAUGUAGAACACAUUAGACCAAUGUUCAAGGUUACUUGGAGUCCUUUCUUAGCAGCCUUUAGCGUGAACUUGCAGCAUUCCGAUGACCAGCAAGUUGCAUCACUGUGUCUGGAUGGCAUACGCUGUGCAAUCAGGAUUGCAUGCAUAUUUGGAAUGCAGCUUGAACGAGACAGUUUUGUCCAGGCUCUGUCACGGUUCACACUGCUCACGGCAACAGCUGGAUUACAUGAAAUAAAAACAAAGAACAUUGACACAAUCAAGACACUUAUAACUGUGGCACAGACAGAUGGCAACUACCUUGGACGGGCGUGGCAUGAGAUACUGAAGUGUAUAUCUCAACUGGAGCUGGCUCAAUUGAUUGGAACAGGAGUGAAAACAAUGGGACCAGGCACAGGACCAGGGCAGGGAAGCUCUACUCCUGUGUCAAUAAGCUCUACUGGACUUGUUCCCUCAAACGAUCCUAAGAAAAUCGCGUACAUCCAGGAAACAGUUGGAGAGACAAGUUCGCAGAGUGUUGUUGUUGCAGUGGACAGAAUAUUCACUGGAUCAACAAAAUUAGAUGGAGAUGCGAUUGUCGACUUUGUUCAAGCGUUAGGAACCAUUUCAUCUGAGGAACUCGCGAAUCCAACCCAUCCAAGAAUGUUCAGUUUACAGAAAAUUGUUGAAAUUUCUUAUUACAACAUGAACAGGAUCAGGCUGGAGUGGUCCAGGAUCUGGGCCGUGCUUGGGGAUCAUUUUAACAAGUGUGGUUGUAAUCCAAAUGAGGAUGUAGCAUUUUUCUGUGUGGACUCUUUACGGCAACUUGCUAUGAAGUUCUUGGAGAAAGGCGAGUUACCUAACUUCCGGUUUCAGAAGGAUUUCCUCAGACCCUUCGAAUAUAUCGUCAAGAAAAAUAGAUCAGCAACUAUUCGCGACAUGGUCGUCCGCUGUGUGGCGCAAAUGGUGCACUCGCAGGCUCACAAUAUUAAGUCUGGAUGGAAGAAUGUUUUCUCCGUCUUCCAUCUGGCUGCUUCCGAUGAAGAUGAAGGAAUUGUAGAACUUGCUUUUCAAACGACUGCCACUAUAUUCGAGAAAUACUUUUCCGCCACCAUCGAUUCCUUUCAAGACGCUGUCAAGUGUUUAUCAGAGUUUGCUUGUAAUGCUUCGUUUCCUGACACCAGCAUGGAGGCCAUUAGACUCAUUAGAAACUGCGCUAAACAUGUGUAUGAGAAUCCAGAGAUGUUCAGAGAACACAGUGGUGAGGAUGGUGGAGUCCCGGAGGCCGAUAAGGUGUGGGUCAAAGGCUGGUUCCCAGUGCUCUUUGAGCUGUCGUGUAUCAUCAACAGAUGUAAGCUGGAUGUACGAACAAGGGGUUUAACUGUGAUGUUUGAGAUAAUGAAGAGUUAUGGUCACACCUUCCAGCGGCACUGGUGGAGAGAUGAGUUCAGAGUUGUGUUCAGGAUUUUUGAUAACAUGAAGUUACCAGAUCAACAAGUAGAUUGGUCGGAGAAAUCAGAGUGGAUGACCACAACUUGUAAUCACGCUCUGUAUGCUGUAGUUGAUGUGUUUACACAGUACUUUCCGGUGUUGUCUGAUGUUCUUUUGGAGGACAUGUUCUCUCAUCUGCUGUGGUGCGUCCAACAAGAUAACGAGCAGCUGGCGAGGUCUGGUACCAACUGCCUUGAGAAUCUUGUAGUCUCCAACGGUUCCCAGUUCUCCUCUGAGAUGUGGGAAAGGGCGUGUCGCUGUAUUCAGGAUAUCUUCACCUCCACUGUACCCAGUGAGCUUCUCACAUGGCGACCGGAAGUGCCAGCUGUCGGGGUAUCCACCCCAGAUUCCACACCUGCUCAAAGUCCUACACUGACUCCAGACAAAGGGCAUGCAAGUGACAAUAAAUCAGUGGACAUGGAAGUUAACCCGGAGCACGACAUUGUACCUCGCCUAGAAGAAGACGAAGAUGAAUGGGGAGUGGACACACUUAAAGACGAGAAGCCUGUUGACACUGCUGAAGAUGCCCUGCAGGCUCAAGAAUCAAGAACCUCGGAAGAGAACACACGUCCUGUAGUUGAGGUGGAGCAUUCAGAUGAAUCUUUCCGCCACUAUGAUACUCCAGAGCAGUUGUUCACAUCGCUGUUGAUUCGUUGUGUUGUCCAACUCGAACUUAUUCAAACUAUUGACAAUAUUGUGUUUUUUCCUGCAACAAGUCGAAGAGAAGACGCUGAAAAUCUAGCUUUUGCUAAGUCUGGGGAUGUGUCCCGUGAGCGUGUUGGUAGUACAACCAGUGCAGUUAGCGAGUCGCCCUUCGGUGAAGGGAUGUACCCAUUUCUUAGUUCCCCUCAAUUGCUGCUCUUUGUUGAUUGUUUAGAACAAUCACACAAGUUUGCCAAGUCCUUCAACGCCAAUAACGAGCAGAGAACCUUUCUUAUGAAGGCCGGUUUCAAAGGUAAAUCAAAGCCCAACCUGUUGAAACAGGAGACCUCUAGUUUGGCUUGUAUGCUCAGGAUUCUGUUCAAAAUGUACGCAGACGAAGAAAGAAGAGAUUCCUGGCCAGAAAUUGAAAACCGAUCAGCCAGAAUAUGUAAAGAUGCGUUGCAGUAUUUUGUUUCGCUGGAAUCCUCCAGUCAUCGUGAUGCUUGGACAUCCCUGCUAUUGCUACUAUUGAAUAGGCUUCUCAAGCUUGAUGACAACAGGUUCAAGGUGCAUAUUUCUAAUUAUUAUCAAACCCUGUGCGACAUGCUGUUGGUGGAUAAUAAACUGGAGUUGCGCUCUGUGCUCAGACGAGUGUUUCAGCGAGUGGGUACCACGUUUGGAAGCUUUGCAAAAAGCACCUCAUCAAGCUGACAAGUUUCUUUUUUUGUUUGUUUUUUAGUCCCCUCCUUAGUGAGCCAUCCAUACGUAGAUAUUUAAUUCUGAGUCAUUGUCAAUGAUUGGUUUUAGAAUAACCAUGCAAAUACCUGGGAAACUGUAUCCAUUGUACUAGGUAAUUUUUAAGAACUGGUUAUUUUUUUUGUCUGUAGACGAAUUUUCGCGCACGAUUUGAGAGUAACUCCGAAUCUCGAGUACUCCAAAUCGAGAGCUUUGUAAGAGGUUUGUCCCAAGUUUUUUGCGAAAUUUGCGCGGCUUGACAGCAGCAAAGUAAGCAUUUAUGAGAGCGGGUACUACAUGUAUGUGAGUAUGCAACUAUAUGGGAAGGAAAGAGGAAAAGCAACCAAUGAUCAAACCUGUCGUGUACCUGUCACAAUGUGUUUUACUGACCGUGAUUCAUAGGUGAUGUAGACACUCAAGUUUUUAAAGGUGAAUGUGGGAAUUAUUGUUAAGCGAUAUUUAAUGUUGGUAGAUAUACAAAAGAAUUCUUCUUACCUAGAUUGUAAGUUAGCGAAUUUCGAAUUUUCUUUAGUGGAAAUUAACACCUACUAGAUUUGCAGCUGUUAAUUUCUUGUCGUUUGAUCUCCGAUCAUUUUUUGUUUGUGGUUUUUGAUGAAUGUCUCAGCAACAGUUCAUCUUUAAGGUGGAAUUUUGUGACUUGGCAUUUUCGUUUUGUAUGAUAAUUUCAGAUUCUCAUUAAUAGAGUAAUGACAGAAGUGAAAAUGUGAAGCUCUAAACAGUUAAAUGACUUGUAAAGGAAGUGAAAUGAAGAGAAACUGAAAUGACAAAUUUCGUAA